CAGGGUGUGUACCGGGGACGCUGUGUGGGCUGGCUGGAUGGAUGUUUUUUGGGUUUUUUUCCCUCUUCAUCGGCAUCCUCUAAUAUCUUGUGACAUCGCCUCCUUUCUGAGAGAUGCUCAGGGCGGAGGAGACGCAGCGGUCAUCGGGGUAAUGAAAGCGGCCCAUGUGAGGUGUGUCUGACUUGUUUUGCUGCACUCACUAAAUAAAAUGGGAGUUGCUGCACCUGCACGGGGGAGAGAAAUUGUGUGGACUCGGCGCGAGAUGAUGGCUUUUUUAACGUGGUGAGGAAAGGUUUCCUUUUUUUUAUUUUUAAUUUAAAAAAAAAAUGUCUAAAACCAAACAUUGUGAGGCGGUCAGGGUGGUGGUCCGCUGCCGGCCGUUCAGCAGGAGAGAAGAGAUAGCGGGGUGUGAAAAUAUUUUAGAGAUUGAUGACAAACUGGGGCAGAUCACCAUCAGGAAUCCGAAGGCACCACCUGAUGAGCCAAUGAAAGUAUUCACGUUUGAUUCUGUCUACGGCUGGAAUUCAAAGCAAAGCGACAUUUAUGAUGAUGCGGUGAGACCUUUGGUGGACUCCGUGCUCCAAGGCUUCAACGGGACUAUAUUUGCUUACGGACAAACUGGGACAGGUAAAACGUACACCAUGCAAGGGGUUUCAAACGACCCAGAAAGGAGAGGUGUCAUACCUAAUUCAUUUCAGCACAUUUUCACACAAAUAUCCAGAACUCAGAAUCAGAAAUACCUGGUGAGGUCAUCAUAUCUCGAGAUCUACCAGGAGGAAAUCAGAGACCUGCUGUGUAAAGAUAACAACAGGAAACUGGAACUUAAAGAAAACCCAGACACUGGUGUUUAUGUUAAAGACCUGUCUUCAGUGGUGACCAAGAAUGCCACUGAGAUUGAACAUGUGAUGAACAUAGGCAACCAGUCCAGGUCUGUGGGGUUCACCAACAUGAAUGAACGCAGCUCUAGGUCUCAUGCAAUUUUUGUCAUCACUGUGGAGUGCAGUGAAAUAGGGCCAGAUGGAGAAGACCACAUCCGAGUUGGGAAGCUGAACAUGGUUGACCUGGCUGGCAGUGAGCGCCAGAGCAAGACAGGUGCUAAAGGGAAGCGUCUAAAGGAAGCUGCCAAAAUCAACCUGUCCCUUUCAGCCCUGGGGAAUGUCAUUUCCGCUCUGGUGGACGGGAAGAGCACCCAUGUCCCGUACAGAGACUCCAAACUGACUCGCUUGCUUCAGGACUCUCUGGGUGGCAAUGCAAAGACUGUCAUGAUAGCAACAGUGGGGCCUUCGCACAAGAAUUUUGAUGAAUCCCUGGCCACGAUGAGAUACGCCAGCAGGGCCAAGAACAUAAAGAACAAACCACGGAUUAAUGAGGACCCCAAAGAUGCCCUGCUGAGGGAGUUUCAGGAGGAGAUUGCACGCUUGAAAGCUCAGCUAGAGGAGCGAGGGAUGCUCGCAAAAGAGAGGAGAAGGCGGAGGAAUAGCAAAAGACUGAGUAAAGGUUUGGCUGGUAUGGAGGAGGAUAUCCUGAGAGAGAGGGAUGCUGAUGUGUGGAAGACUGUUGAGGAGGAACCAGAUGUGAACAUGAAAGAGGGAGGUGACAUAACAAAGGUUCUGACUUGCCAGGGAAGCGGUGAAAAGUUAAAGCACCUGAAUGAAAACAGAAGAAGUGUGGAGGAUAUGCAGUGGGAUCAAGAGGCUGUGGAGAAGAUCAUAGAGAAAUAUAAGGCCAUGGAGAGCAAGCUGUUAGUUGGGGGAAAGACUAUCAUAGAUCACACCAAUGAACAACAAAAAAUGCUUGAGCAGAAGAGACAAGAAAUUGCAGAACAGAUAAGACAAGAGCGAGAGAUCCAGCAGCAGAUGAUGUUUCAGGAUGAGGAGACUUUAGAAAUGAAAGAAACCUUCUCCUCCCUACAGCAGGAGAUCGAACUGAAGACAAAGAAGCUGAAAAGACUGUUUGCCAAACUACAGGUGCUGAAGGGAGAGAUGAGAGACAUCAUUGAUGAGCACAUCACAACCAGGCAGGAACUUGAACAGACACAAAAUGAACUCACUCGAGAGCUCAAGUACAAAUAUCUCUUGAUUGAGAAUUUUAUACCUCCUGCGGAAAAGAACAAGAUUAUAAACAGGCUGCACUUUGACAGUGAAGAGGACCAGUGGAGACUCCGGCCAGUCAUUCCAUCAGAGAGUACACCCACUCAGGUCAAGAGAAGACCUCUCUCAGCUGUGGGUUACAAGAGGCCAAUCAGCCAAUAUGCACAGAUGGCUGUUGCCACAGCUACUGGGGCCCCAUCUAGAUACCAGGCUGAGAACAUCAUGCUUUUGGAGUUAGACAUGUCUCCACCAACCAUGUUCACCUUAAAUCUUGAUGGCACUCACCUGGAGAGAGCCUUUACACCCAGACUAAUGCACGAUGCCUUGGUAAAUAUUCCCCUUAGAGAAAGGACUGCAUCACCAAGGGUCAGGAAAUCGAAGUCCUGGUAUCAGGCACCACAAGCAGCAUCUAUCACAUCAUCUUCUUCAUCCACCACUCUGACAUCAGAACCUCAGAACUUCUCUCCGUCUCAGAGACCAAGACCGUCCUCUGCUGCCUAUCUUCCACUGGGAAGUCCAGUUCAGACAAGCCCCUGAUUUAUGUCAAUUACACCUGUAUAGCAGGGCUGGCCUUAAUUCAUGCUGGCACUAGUGACAUCUGGUAGAGGUGGGGGAGCUGUAUAUCUUGGCUUUAGAUGGCUUUAAUUUUUGUAACCCCUUCGGUCAUGAUACACAGAAAUUUGGUGGAAAAAAAUUCAUCUUCUGCCUAUAUAAUCUUUUUAGGUAGGAGAUGUCAGAAAAUGAGUAUUACAAUAAAAUUUAUAACUGCAGAAAGUGAUGUACACAAUUGCGUACAUGGUGACCGAAGGGGUUACGCAAAGCAGUUAAGUAAGCAUGUACUCAGCUUAGCCCAGAAGAUAUCCUUGAUUGAUUUAAAAAAAAAAAAAAAGCUUAACUCUUAAAAGUGAUGGUUUGCUGUCUGAUUUAAUGAGAUUUGGCUUUAUUCUCUGUUGCUUAAGCCAUGCCAUUUUUUUUCUUGGCUUGAACUGCCCUACCAAAAUAGCACAGGCAAAGGCUUCCAGGUUUCACUUAUUUUUGAACUAAUUGGGGUGUAUUUCAAUCCUGGUUUUAUUUUAUUUACACACACACACACACACACACACACACACACACACACACACACACACACACACACACACACACACACACACACACACACACACACACCCCAAAUAGCAACACCUAAAUACUUAUUUCUUCCCUCUCUUUAGACUUGCAUUAUAUCUUUGGCAAAAUACUGAAGGGUGAUGGAGCGGGUGGGUACUGAGGGACCACCCUGGUUUAGUCUGUAUGCUUGAUGAAAUGUUGCUUUACUUUGUAGCCAGUGUAAUUGUAAGCCAAAGCAAAUAUGAAGAAAGCUUGCAGUGCUCUCUAAAUCAGCUGCCUUAUUUUUUCAUAGUUGUGAAAUUGUGU
Archocentrus centrarchus (flier cichlid) is the source of this 3503-nucleotide messenger RNA. Its product is annotated as kinesin-like protein KIF3B. The coding region runs from base 327 to 2627 and encodes 766 amino acids. The record is from RefSeq and is a predicted model, not a curated record. Gene Ontology annotation, molecular function: microtubule binding; ATP binding; microtubule motor activity. The transcript is spliced from 8 exons. NCBI's taxonomy places the organism in Eukaryota, Metazoa, Chordata, Actinopteri, Cichliformes, Cichlidae. Gene Ontology annotation, cellular component: microtubule. Gene Ontology annotation, biological process: microtubule-based movement; mitotic cell cycle.